Messenger RNA from Hyaloscypha bicolor E, 156 nucleotides. RefSeq lists its product as uncharacterized. The record is from RefSeq and is a predicted model, not a curated record. The annotation marks the transcript as partial. Lineage: Eukaryota; Fungi; Ascomycota; Leotiomycetes; Helotiales; Hyaloscyphaceae. The transcript has a single exon.
AAACGAUCGAAGUUAGGAUAUCGAGCUUUAGACAGCGAGUUGAGAGAAAUACGGAUUCUUUUAAUCCAGCCGAACUCCUCAUUUGAAAUAGAGUACAGUCUUGGACAUACCUCAUUACUCACUUUCCCACUAUAUAAGGCGCUUUUAUAUACCUGA